UUCAAAACAAAAACAGGAAGUAGCAUGCUGUCAAGAAAAAUGUCAACAAAUACAAAUCCGGUUCAAUAACUUGGUCGUCUAAUUACAUUCUUACUGACAAAUGUCAUGAUGAGCUCUUACAGCAAGAUUGUGAGUGUAUUGAAUCUUGGAAGAAUGGGAUUCCUUGAUGCUUAUAAAGUACAGACUAAAUUUGCACGACAGCAUUUAGACAAUAUGGCAGGAGUACACGGUGCAAAAGGAGAAAAUGUGGUAUUACUUGUAGAGCAUAACCCAGUUUAUACCAUUGGAAUUAGAUCCAAAGACUAUUCUGAAGAAUAUGAACAAAAACUUAAAAAGCUAGGUGCUGAAUUCUGCAGAACAGAUAGAGGCGGUUUAAUUACCUAUCAUGGACCAGGACAACUUGUUGCUUAUCCAAUUUUAAAUCUAAAAUAUUUUACUCCAAAUAUGAAGUGGUAUAUUUGUUCCAUGGAAAAGACAAUGAUUGGAACUUGCAAACAUUAUGGUCUGAAUGCCCAUUCAACAGAAGAUACAGGAGUAUGGAUUGGAGAUAGGAAAAUUGGAGCUAUUGGUGUACAUGGUCGCAGAUAUGUAACAACUCAUGGUGUUUCAUUGAACUGUAAUACUGAUUUGACCUGGUUUAAACAUAUAGUCCCUUGUGGAUUAGAAGGAAAAGAUGUAACAUCUCUUAGUAAAGAAAAGGACUGUGAUAUUAAUAUAAACGAUGCUGUAAAAGCAUUUUUAGAAAGUUUUCAAAGACAAUUUAAUUGUCAAUUAAAGAAUAUAGAUAAAGAAACAGAGGAAUAUAAACACAAAAUUAGUAUAUAACUAUGAAAAAGGAUUAGCUUCACAACAAAAUGUACUUUUUUUAAAUC
Messenger RNA from Mytilus trossulus (common blue mussel), 872 nucleotides. RefSeq names its product octanoyl-[acyl-carrier-protein]:protein N-octanoyltransferase LIPT2, mitochondrial-like. Lineage: Eukaryota; Metazoa; Mollusca; Bivalvia; Mytilida; Mytilidae. The coding region runs from base 106 to 825 and encodes 239 amino acids. The record is from RefSeq and is a predicted model, not a curated record. Gene Ontology annotation, molecular function: lipoyl(octanoyl) transferase activity. Gene Ontology annotation, cellular component: mitochondrion. Gene Ontology annotation, biological process: protein lipoylation. The transcript is spliced from 3 exons.